Molecule: messenger RNA, 12129 nt
Organism: Python bivittatus (Burmese python)
Lineage: Eukaryota; Metazoa; Chordata; Lepidosauria; Squamata; Pythonidae
Source: RefSeq, a predicted model, not a curated record
CUGUACUUUUCUUAAAGACCCUUUUUAAAACUCAAGAUGCCUGCAAGGAGCCUAAAAAAUACUCGGAUCAAAGGGAUCUUUCAGAAACAAGCAAAGAUGAAUAUGGUAAAAAGGAUAAUGGGUCGACCCCGGCAAGAGGAAUGUAGUCCUCAAGAUAACGCUCUGGGAUUAAUGCAUCUACGUCGGCUGUUUACAGAACUGUGUCAUCCUCCUCGGCAUAUGACUCAGAAGGAACAGGAAGAGAAGCUUUACAUGAUGCUUCCAGUUUUUAACAGGGUAUUUGGAAAUGCUCCUCCAAGUACAAUGAUAGAAAAGUUUUCAGAUCUCCUUCAGUUCACAACACAAGUAUCACGAUUAAUGGUAACUGAAAUUCGUCGGAGGGCUUCUAAUAAGUCCACAGAAGCCGCAAGUCGUGCCAUAGUCCAGUUCCUAGAAAUCAAUCAGAGUGAAGAAGCCAGUAGAGGUUGGAUGUUGCUUACUACAAUUAACCUAUUAGCUUCAUCUGGACAGAAAACAGUGGACUGCAUGACGACUAUGUCAGUGCCUUCCACGCUUGUGAAAUGUCUCUAUCUGUUUUUUGACCUUCCACAUGUGCCUGAGGUGGCUGGCGGAGCCCAGAAUGAAUUGCCUCUAGCAGAGCGUAGAGCGCUGUUGCAGAAAGUAUUUGUACAGAUCUUAGUGAAACUGUGCAGUUUUGUGUCCCCAGCGGAAGAGCUUGCUCAGAAAGAUGACCUCCAGCUUCUUUUCAGUGCAAUAACCUCAUGGUGCCCUCCCUAUAACCUGCCUUGGAGGAAGAGUGCAGGGGAAGUACUAAUGACUAUAUCACGUCAUGGCCUUAGUGUCAACGUAGUAAAAUACAUUCACGAAAAGGAAUGCCUAUCAACAUGUGUUCAGAACAUGCAGCAAUCCGACGACCUUUCUCCCUUAGAAAUAGUUGAAAUGUUUGCUGGCCUGUCCUGUUUCCUUAAAGAUUCCAGUGAUGUGUCUCAAACGCUGCUAGAUGAUUUUAGGAUAUGGCAAGGAUAUAAUUUUCUUUUUGAUCUUUUACUCAGGUUAGAACAAGCAAAAGAGGCAGAAUCCAAGGAUGCUUUGAAGGAUUUAGUUAACCUGAUAACCUCAUUAACAACAUAUGGUGUCAAUGAAUUAAAACCAGCUGGUGUUACUACAGGGGCACCUUUCUUACUGCCUGGAUUUGCAGUUCCCCAACCUGCAGGCAAAGGUCACAAUGUGAGGAAUAUCCAGGCCUUCUCAGUCCUACAGAAUGCUUUUCUUAAAGCAAAAACCAGCUAUCUAGCACAAAUUAUUCUUGAUGCCAUUUUGAAUAUAUACAUUGCAGAUAAUGCCAACUAUUUUAUCCUGGAAUCCCAGCACACUUUGUCUCAGUUUGCGGAGAAAAUUUCAAAGCUUCCAGAAGUACAAACAAAAUACUUUGAGAUGCUUGAAUUUGUUGUCUUUAGCUUGAAUUACAUACCUUGCAAAGAACUGAUUAGUGUCAGCAUCCUCUUAAAAUCCAGCACCUCCUACUCUUGUAGCAUUAUUGCAAUGAAGACUCUGCUUAAGUUCACACGGCAUGACUACAUUUUUAAGGAUGUUUUCAGGGAGGUGGGACUUCUGGAAGUGAUGGUGAAUCUUCUGCACAAAUAUGCUGCUCUUUUGAAAGAUCCUACGCAAGCUCUGAAUGAUCAAGGAGACUCAAAAAAUAGCAGUUCAUUUGAAGACCAAAAACAACUUGCUUUGCUGGUUAUGGAGACCUUGACGGUGCUGCUCCAAGGAUCAAACACAAAUGCAGGCAUCUUCAGGGAGUUUGGUGGAGCAAGGUGUGUACAUAACAUAGUAAAAUAUCCACAAUGUAGGCAGCAAGCACUGAUGAUAAUCCAGCAGCUGGUGUUAUCACCAAGUGGUGAUGAUGACAUGGGGACUCUCUUAGGGUUGAUGCACUCCGCUCCACCCACAGAAUUGCAGCUGAAGACUGAUAUACUAAGAGCCCUGCUUUUGGUAUUAAAGGAGAGCCAUCGGACGAGAACAGUUUUCAGGAAAGUUGGUGGAUUUGUAUAUAUCACCUCGUUGCUUGUUGCCAUGGAAAGAUCCUUAUGUUCUCCACCCAAAAAUGGCUGGGAGAAAGUGAACCAGAAUCAAGUGUUCGAGCUGCUCCACACUGUGCUCUGUACCUUGACUGCAGCAAUGCGUUAUGAGCCAGCCAACUCACACUUCUUCAGAACAGAGAUCCAGUAUGAAAAGCUAGCUGAUGCUGUAAGAUUACUUGGCUGCUUCUCAGACUCCAGAAAACUAAGUCCUGUGAAUAUCUUCCCCUCCAAUACCCAGCCGUUUCAAAGACUGUUGGAAGAUGACCUCAUUUCCAUGGAUUCUGUCUCACCCACUUUACGGCACUGCAGCAAGCUCUUUAUUUACCUCUACAAAGUAACUACAGAUUCUUUUGACAGUCGUGCUGAGCAGAUUCCUCCUUGCCUGACAAAUGAGUCUUCUCUCCCCUCUCCUUGGGGCACACCAGCUUUGUCCAGGAAAAGACACGCAUACCAUUCAGUAUCAGCACCUUCAGUAUUCCCUUCCAAAAAUGCUACUGAUGUGAAGUUACACAAAGGAGCUAUACCUCUGCAAAAUUUGGACGCCGUCAUCAUCCAUCCUGGAGCUAUGCUAGCUGUGCUGGAUCUUGUUGUCUCUGUUGGGUCAACUACACAGCCAGAACAUGCACUAGAUCUCCAGCUUGCGGUGGCCAAUAUCUUGCAGUCUCUAGUACAUACAGAAAGAAAUCAACAAGUUAUGUGUGAAGCUGGGCUUCAUGCUCGACUUUUGCAGAAAUGCAGCGCUGCUCUUACUGAUGAGGACCAUUCUUUGCAUCCUCCUCUCCAAAGGAUGUUUGAAAGGUUGGCUUCUCAGGCAUUAGAACCAAUGGUGCUGCGGGAAUUUUUACGUUUGGGAAAUCCUCUGAAUUGUGGAGCCUGGGACAAAAAACUGUUGAAACGGUAUCGUGUACAUAAACCAAGCUCACUCAGUUAUGAGCCAGAGAUGAGAAAUAGUAUGGUGACAUCAAUGGAAGGUCUUGGUACUGACUAUGUGUUCAGCUUACAUGAAGACACCCACUACAGGAUAAGUAAGAGCCUUUUGAAACCAGCAGAAGGAAGCACGGUGCCUCUGACACGAGUAAAGUGUUUGGUUUCUAUGACAACCCCACAUGAUAUUAGACUUCAUGGAUCAUCAGUUACGCCUGCAUUUAUUGAAUUUGACACUUCUCUUGAAGGGUUUGGUUGCCUGUUCUUACCUAGUUUGGCACCUCACAAUGCACCAACCAAUAAUGUUGUUACUACAGGUCUUAUUGAUGGCACUGUAGUCAGUGGAAUUGGAACGGGAGAAAGGCUUUUCCCACCUCCAUCUGGAUUAAGCUAUUCAAGUUGGUUUUGUGUAGAACAUUUCAGUACAGCCCCAAAUUAUCAUCCAGUUAGGUUACUUACAGUUGUAAGGCGGGCAAACAGCUCUGAACAGCACUAUAUAUGUCUUGCUAUCGUCCUUUCAGUAAAAGAUAGAUCGCUUAUUGUUUCAACUAAAGAAGAACUGCUUCAGAACUAUGCUGACGACUUCAGUGAAGAAUCAUCCUGCUAUGAAAUCCUUCCGUGUUGCGCUCGUUUUCGUUGUGGUGACCAUAUAUUGGAAGGCCAGUGGCAUCACAUGGUUCUGGUGAUGAGCAAAGGCAUGCUGAAAAAUAGCACUGCUGCACUUUACAUUGAUGGACAGCUAGUUAAUACUGUAAAGUUUCACUAUAUUCACAGUAGCCCUGGCGGUUCAAGUUGUGCCAAUCCACCAAUAGUUAGUACAGUUUACGCCUAUAUAGGCACACCGCCUGCUCAGCGACAGCUCUCGUCACUCGUUUGGCGGUUGGGACCAACUCAUUUCUUAGAAGAAGUCUUGCCUCCAUCAAGCAUUAGCACAAUUUAUGAACUUGGCCCAAACUAUGUUGGAAGUUUUCAAGCUGUAUAUAUACCUUGUAAAGAUUCCAAAGCAGAAGGAGUCAGUCCGUCUCCAGUGUCGUUAGUACCAGAGGAGAAAGUUUCCUUUGGCCUUUAUGCUCUCUCUGUUUCUUCACUGACAGUGGCAAGAAUUAGAAAAGUUUAUAACAAAUUGGACAGUAAGGCCAUAGCAAAGCAGUUAGCUAUUUCAUCUCAUGAAAAUGCCACUCCAGUGAAACUGCUCCACAAUUCAGGAGGACAUUUAAAUGGACCUGCGCGUACCAUUGGUGCAGCUCUGAUAGGAUAUUUGGGGGUAAGAACAUUUGUCCCUAAGCCUGUUGCAACUACAUUACAGUAUAUUGGUGGAGCUGCUGCUAUUUUGGGUCUAGUAGCUAUGGCAUCGGAUGUAGAAGGACUUUAUGCUGCUGUGAAGGCCCUUGUUUGCGUGGUAAAGAGCAAUCCUCUGGCCAGCAAAGAAAUGGAAAGAAUCAAAGGUUACCAGUUGCUGGCUAUGCUGUUAAAGAAAAAGCGUUGCCUUUUGAACAGCCACAUUCUACAUCUGACCUUUUCUUUAGUGGGUACCGUUGAUAGUGGACACGAAACAUCAAUUAUUCCAAAUUCAACUGCUUUUCAGGACCUGCUUUGUGAUUUUGAGGUUUGGCUUCAUGCCCCCUAUGAACUUCAUCUUUCAUUAUUUGAACAUUUCAUUGAACUUCUUACUGAGUCCAGCGAAGCCGCAAAAAAUGCAAAACUGAUGAGGGAAUUCCAGCUAAUCCCAAAACUCUUGCUGACUCUUCGAGACAUGUCUUUAUCACAGCCAACCAUUGCUGCUAUUAGCAAUGUUUUAAGCUAUUUGCUUCAGGGGUUCCCUAGCAGCAAUGACCUACUCAGGUUUGGACAGUUCAUCUCUUCUACUUUACCUACAUUUGCAGUCUGUGAGAAAUUUGUAGUCAUGGAGAUGAACAAUGAAGAGAAGCUUGACAGUGGAACUGAGGAAGAUUUUGGUGGUCUUGUUUCUGCAAACCUUAUACUUCUGAGAAACAGAUUGUUGGAUAUCCUGCUUAAGCUUAUGUACACAUCUAAAGAAAAAACAAGUGUCAAUUUACAGGCUUGCGAAGAACUGGUCCGGACCCUGGGCUUUGAUUGGGUUGUGCUGUUUAUGGAGGAUCAUCUGCAUCCCGCUACAGUGACUGCAGCCAUGAGGAUUCUGGUGGUUUUGCUGAGCAACCCAGCCAUCCUCAUCAAGUUCAAAGAAGGUCUCAGUGGUGGGGGCUGGCUUGAACAGACCGAUUCUGUAUUGACUAAUAAGAUUGGAACCGUGCUUGGUUUUAAUGUUGGCAGGAGUGCUGGUGGCAGAUCAACUGUCAGGGAAAUUAAUCGGGACGCCUGUCAUUUCCCAGGCUUCCCAGUUCUUCAGUCAUUUCUUCCUAAGCACACAAAUGUGCCUGCGCUCUAUUUCCUUCUCAUGGCACUUUUCCUACAGCAGCCAGUCGCUGAACUGCCUGAAAAUCUGCAGGUCAGCGCACCAGUCCCCAUGAGCCGGGGCAACCAGGGUGGUCAGUUUGACUUAGACUCAAUUUGGACAUUCAUAUUUGGUGUUCCUGCAUCAAGUGGCACUGUGGUUGCUUCAGUUCACAGUGUUUGCACAGAAGCUGCAUUUUUACUCCUGGGAAUGCUUAGGAGCAUGUUAAAUUCACCUUGGCAGUCAGAGGAAGAAGGCUCUUGGCUGCGUGAAUAUCCAGUCACGUUGAUGCAGUUCUUUCGAUACUUGUAUCAUAAUGUUCCAGAUUUAGCUUCAAUGUGGAUGAGCCCAGAUUUUCUUUGUGCGCUGGCAGCUACAGUGUUCCCUUUCAACAUUCGGCCAUAUUCAGAAAUGGUUACUGAUUUAGAUGAUGAUGCCGGAUCUCCAGCAGAAGAGUUCAAAGCAUUUGCCUCUGAUACAGGGAUGAAUCGGAGCCAAUCAGAAUAUUGCAAUGUGGGGUCUAAGACUUAUUUAACCAACCAUCCUGCUAAGAAAUUUGUGUUUGACUUUAUGCGUGUGCUGAUAAUAGAUAAUCUCUGCCUUACACCUGCUAGCAAGCAAACUCCUUUAAUAGAUCUUCUUCUGGAGGCAUCUCCAGAAAGAUCAACAAGGGCACAACAAAAAGAAUUUCAGACUUAUAUUUUGGAUAGUGUUAUGGACCACUUGCUUGCAGCUGAUGUUUUAUUGGGUGAGGAUGCAUCAUUGCCUAUCACAAGUGGAGGAAGCUACCAGGUGCUUGUAAACAAUGUAUUCUAUUUCACACAGCGUGUGGUAGAUAAACUUUGGCAAGGCAUGUUCAACAAGGAAUCGAAGUUGCUUAUAGAUUUCACGAUCCAGUUAAUUGCACAGUCAAAAAGAAGAUCUCAGGGAUUAUCCCUGGAUGCCAUUUAUCACUGCCUGAACAGGACCAUCUUGUACCAGUUCUCAAGGGCACAUAAAACAGUUCCCCAGCAAGUUGCUCUUCUUGAUUCUCUAAGGAUGCUUACGGUGAACCGAAACCUGAUCCUGGGGCCAGGGAAUCAUGACCAAGAGUUCAUCAGCUGUCUGGCUCAUUGCUUGAUUAAUCUUUACGCAGGAAGCAGCGUAGAGGGUUUUGGUCUGGAAGCAGAAGCCCGAAUGACCACAUGGCAUAUCAUGAUACCUUCCGACAUUGAGCCAGAUGGAGUCUACAGUCAAGAUGUUGGUGAAGGUCGCCAGCUUCUCCUUAAAGCUGUAAAUCGUGUGUGGACCGAGUUGAUCUACAGCAAGAAACAGGUUUUGGAGGAGGCUUUCAAAGUAUCCCUUCCGGUCAAUGAUAGAGGCCAUGUGGAUAUUGCAGUUGCAAAGCCCCUGAUUGAAGAAGCCAGUUUAAAAUGUUGGCAGAAUCACUUAGCUCAUGAAAAGAAAUGCAUCAGUAGAGGAGAAGCUUUGAUUCCAGUGACCCAAUCAAAGCUAUCUCGAGUCAGCAGCGGCUUUGGCCUCUCCAAGCUAACUGGAUCAAGAAGAAAUAGAAAAGAAAGUGGACUUAGUAAACAUAAUCUAUCCACACAGGAGAUUUCUCAGUGGAUGUUUACUCACAUUGCUGUGGUUAGAGACUUGGUAGACAUGCAGUAUAAAGAAUAUCAAGAGCGUCAGCAAAAUGCCCUGAAGUAUGUGACAGAAGAGUGGUCUCAAAUUGAAUAUGAGUUAUUACGGGAGAGAGGACUAUGGGGGCCUCCCAUUGGUUCUCACCUGGACAAGUGGAUGCUGGAAAUGACAGAAGGGCCAUGUCGAAUGAGGAAGAAGAUGGUACGAAAUGACAUGUUUUAUGUGCAGUAUCCUUACAUGCCAGAUACUGAACAUGAGACUAAUUUGCUGUCUGACUUCUCAAGUAAGGCUCCGGAGACGUCUGAUGAUGACACUCCACAAAAGAAACCUGCACGAUACCGAAGAGCUAUAAGCUAUGACAGCAAAGAAUAUUACAUGCGCUUGGCUUCUGGAAACCCUGCUGUCUUUCAAGAUACCAUUGAAGAGAGCUCUGAAGGAGAAGCUGCACAGCAAGAGCCCGAGCAUGGCGAAGACACUAUUGCAAGAGUUAAAGGUCUUGUUAAACCACCAUUAAAGCGAUCUCGUUCUGCCCCUGAUGGGGGUGACGAGGAGAAUCAGGAGCAACUGCAGGAUCAGACAGCUGAGAGCAGCUCAAUAGAAGAAGAGGAAAAAACCGAUAACACAACUUUGCUUCGACUGCUUGAAGAAGGGGAGAAGAUACAACACAUGUAUCGUUGUGCCCGGGUUCAAGGACUAGACACCAGUGAGGGGCUUCUUCUCUUUGGUAAAGAGCACUUUUAUGUGAUUGAUGGAUUUACCAUGACUGCCACGCGAGAAAUACGGGACAUUGAGACCCUGCCUCCAAAUAUGCAUGAGCCUAUUAUACCCCGAGGAGCAAGGCAAGGUCCAAGUCAACUCAAAAGAACAUGCAGUAUUUUUGCGUAUGAAGAUAUCAAAGAAGUGCAUAAGAGAAGAUACUUGUUGCAGCCAAUUGCUGUUGAAGUAUUCUCAGGUGAUGGACGCAACUACCUCCUGGCUUUUCAAAAAGGAGUGAGAAAUAAAGUCUAUCAAAGGUUUUUGGCUGUAGUUCCAUCUUUAACUGACAGCUCAGAGUCAGUAUCUGGACAACGACCCAAUACCAGCGUAGAACAAGGAUCUGGCUUGCUGAGCACUCUGGUAGGGGAGAAAUCUGUUACCCAAAGAUGGGAGAGAGGUGAAAUCAGUAAUUUCCAGUACCUGAUGCACUUAAACACUUUGGCGGGUCGAUCCUAUAAUGAUCUUAUGCAGUAUCCUGUCUUUCCAUGGAUCCUUGCAGACUAUGAUUCAGAGGAGUUGGAUCUUAGCAACCCGAAGACGUUUAGAAACUUGGCUAAACCGAUGGGGGCCCAGACUGACGAGAGGUUAGCUCAAUACAAAAAGCGCUACAAGGACUGGGAAGAUCCUAACGGUGAAACCCCAGCUUAUCAUUAUGGCACUCACUAUUCAUCUGCAAUGAUAGUAGCUUCGUAUCUUGUGCGAAUGGAGCCUUUCACACAGAUAUUUUUAAGGCUACAGGGCGGUCACUUUGACUUAGCCGACAGAAUGUUUCACAGUGUGCGGGAAGCGUGGUACUCUGCAUCCAAGCAUAAUAUGGCAGAUGUCAAGGAGCUCAUCCCAGAAUUCUUCUACCUCCCAGAGCUGUUGCUUAAUUCUAACAACUUUGAUCUCGGCUGCAAACAGAAUGGCACCAAACUUGGAGAUGUAAUACUUCCCCCAUGGGCAAAAGGGGAUCCCCGUGAAUUCAUUAGAGUACAUCGAGAGGCUUUAGAGUGUGAUUUUGUGAGUGCACAUCUACAUGAGUGGAUUGAUUUAAUUUUUGGCUAUAAACAGCAAGGGCCAGCUGCAGUCGAAGCUGUAAAUGUUUUCCAUCAUCUCUUCUAUGAGGGGCAAGUGGACAUAUACAACAUCAAUGAUCCAUUGAAAGAAACAGCUACAAUUGGAUUCAUUAAUAAUUUUGGGCAGAUACCUAAACAGUUAUUUAAGAAACCUCACCCACCAAAACGAGUGAGAAGCCGAAUUAACGGAGAAAUAAGUGGAAUUUCUGUCCCUCCUGGUAUUACAAAUGACAAGAUUUUUUUCCACCAUUUAGACAACCUCAAGCCUUCCCUAGCACCAGUAAAGGAACUCAAGGAGCUUGUAGGGCAAAUAGUAUGCACAGACAAAGGAAUUUUGGCUGUAGAAAUGAAUAAAGUUCUCCUUCCACCCACCUGGAAUAAAACCUUUGCUUGGGGGUAUGCAGAUCUCAGCUGUAGGUUAGGAACCUAUGAAUCAGAUAAGGCAGUGAUCGUUUAUGAAUGCUUAUCGGAAUGGGGACAAGUUCUCUGUGCCAUCUGUCCAAACCCUAAACUGGUCAUUACUGGAGGCACCAGCACAGUUGUCUGUGUAUGGGAGAUGGGCACUUCCAAGGAAAAGGCCAAAAUGCUCACACUUAAGCAGGCACUGCUUGGCCAUACCGAGACAGUCACAUGUUUAACAGCUUCACUGGCCUAUCACAUCAUUGUGAGUGGGUCAUGUGACCGUACCUGCAUCAUCUGGGAUUUGAAUAAACUUUCCUUUGUAACACAGCUUCGGGGUCAUAGGGCCCCUGUUUCAGCCCUCUGCAUUAAUGAACUGACGGGUGAUAUUGUAUCCUGUGCAGGGACAUACAUUCACGUCUGGAGCAUUAAUGGGAACCCCAUAGUGAGUGUGAAUACUUUCACCGGGCGCAGCCAGCAGAUCCUCUGUUGCUGCAUGUCAGAAAUGAAUGAAUGGGAUACUCAGAAUGUUAUUGUGACUGGGCAUUCGGAUGGAGUGGUCCGAUUCUGGCGGAUGGAGUUUCUACAGGUCCCAGAAACUCCAGCUCCUGAACCUGUGGAGGUACUUGAAAUGCAGGAAGAGUGUCCAGAACCACAAAUAGAAGGGCAGGAAGGUCCCGAUGAAGACAGCAGUGAUUCUGAAGCCGAGGACCAGGCCCCUGCUCAGGAGGCAAAGCUGCCUGAGAGCCAGGCCCAGCAGGGCAAUGCCAGUCACAGGCCUCGAUCAUCCUCAGCUCGAGCAGCAGCCGCGUGGUCCGUAGACACCAGCUCUGAUGACUCGAGGCGUUGGUCUGACCAGCUAAGCUUAGAUGAAAAAGAUGGCUUCAUUUUUGUGAACUAUUCUGAAGGACAAGCAAAGGGAUAUUCUCAUGCUCCAGCAAACCAUCCAAAUGCUAACCAAGGGGAGUUACGGCAUUACAGCAAACUCAAACCAGGCUACAGAUGGGAGAGGCAGCUAGUAUUCAGGAGCAAAUUAACUAUGCACACCGCCUUUGAUCGCAAGGACAACGCACAUCCUGCAGAAAUCACAGCACUGGCCAUCUCCAAAGAUCACAGCAGGAUUCUUGUAGGUGACAGCAGAGGCCGAGUGUUUAGCUGGUCUGUGAGUGACCAACCCGGCCGCUCUGCAGCAGACCACUGGGUGAAAGAUGAGGGAGGAGACAGCUGCUCCAGCUGCUCGGUCCGGUUUUCUCUUACGGAAAGGCGUCACCAUUGCAGGAACUGUGGACAACUCUUCUGUCAGAAGUGCAGCCGUUUUCAGUCUGAAAUCAAGCGGUUGAAAAUCUCCUCCCCAGUACGGGUUUGCCAGAACUGUUACUACAAUUUGCAGCAUGAGCGAGGCCCGGAGGAAGGAUCCUGGAAUUAACCGAGUCAAGAUCAAUAAUGCAAAUCCGAGACUUCAUAUUGCCGGGCCAGCAAGAACUCAGCAAAUGAAUUAAUUCCAGGAAUGUGCAGCACAUGAAAAGGGAUUGCAGCAUUUGCCCUUCCUGUGUCAUCUUCGUACUAAAGCACUGCAGGCAAAAGGGAUCAUUAAUUAUGUUGGGCGUUCCUUUGCAGAAAUGGAGCUGGAAACUUUCACCUAAUCAGCAAGGAUCCGGGGGAGGGGUGUGGUCGCCACAACUGCAUUAAGGGCCCUCAAGACCCUCCCUCUUCUCCACCAAGAAGAUGCAUCAUUAACCAUCUCUUGUUCCCUCUUGAUUUUGUAGUUAGUCACCUUAUUUAGGUUGCAAGAAGCAGAAGGCUUUUUAGAAGAUAGUUGUAAAUUUGCCUUCUUUGCUAGCAAAACUGUGGAUAUUGUAAAUAGAUAAAAUGGCCUUUUUAUCAAAAUACGAACUGAACUGCCUGUUACAUGGGACUUCAGACCACUAUACUUUGCAUCUCUUCUUUAGCUCAUCUACUUAAACAUGAUUUUUUUAAAAAAAGAAAAGAAAAAAAAAGAAAAAGCAUCAAGAGGCAUUAUCUGUAUUUUUUUUUCUUUACUAUUCCAGCUGCAUGAUUCUUUCAGUUAUUCGCAUUAUCUUAACUUAAGCCAAACUACUUUGAAGAGUGGGAGGGGGAAACAGUCCUUUUCUCUGGGGCACUAGGACUUCAGAUAUUUUAUUCUCAACUGUAAGAUAACCAAAAACGCCCCCAAUUUUCGUUGCAUUUUAAUACAGCUAUUUAGAAUCUGUCUUCAUAUUUAAUAAGGUCUGUUUUUAUACACUGUGGGCCUUGCUGCUUGCUCAUUCUUUACCAUUGUAAGUACUCAGCUAAUCCAGAUAUGGCAAAGGCAAGUCUUACUUAAGACAGUAGUAAAUGGCUUGCAUGAAAAUCAGAUUUAAUUCUUUUUGUUUUGUUUUUCCAAAGAAAACAAAUGGACCAUUGUUUUUCUCUUAGAUAUUUUUUGCAAAAUGGACUUGGAAACUUUGUCCUUUCAACUGAACAAUGCUUAGAGGGGCCCCAAAGAAUUGCAAAAUUAAAUUCAGACUUGCUCCUUUACUUAGGGGUUGGGCCUGAUGUUGCACCCAAUUUUAGGUCAACUUCAUCAUUCAUUGGUUCACUUAGGGGACAUAAAUUCAACUCUUUUAUAUGUUAGCAUUUAUGAUACAGUGAAAAUUAUACAGAUCCAAUCAGACAACAUCUCUGCGCAGUGAGGCUUUGAAAUGUGUUUUAUUUUCCUUUUUUCCAUGUACUGUUUUUUAUUUUGUUUUUUUGUAAAUGGGUGAUGAGAUUAUCGUUACUGCCUUUUAACUGUGGUAAGGCAGAAACAGAAAAAAACUCAAAAAGAACAUGGCACAUCAUGGAAUGGAAUGGAAUGGAAUGGAAUGGA